AUGGCUGCUUCGUCAAGAGAUGACUCGUUUCUCAGAGCACUCAGGCUUGAGAAAUGGCUCGAACAGGCCGAAGACUGCUUAUCACCAUAUUUGGAAAAGAAAGUAUUGGUAGUGAGCCUUGUGGGCAAAGAUUCCAUAACUCGCUCGAAAGGGGAGGAUUUAAAUGACUUGUUACGAAUGGACGUGUUUCCGCGUUGGACGGAUAGUGAGGAUACAAUGUCGAUACAAGCCUACUUCUGCCUUGAUAAUAAUGCUAUAUUUCUGGUAAUGAAUGGUUACAGUGAUGAUACGCAUCUUCAAAAAGUAUUCGCAUCCAAUCAAGACAAGAACUUUUUUGAAAAAAUGGCUGAAAGUGAGGAGAUGCAAGUACGAUUGCUUCAUUUCUUGUGCAUAUUUUCUCAUCUCAUUGUCUUUGUGGAGAGCAGUACUCGUUUCGAUAUAUCUCUGUCCGAUACAUUAUCCAAUGUCAACAAAAUCAGAAAAAACGUUCGAGAAUCUGUUAGUGAAAAGCUUGAAGAAAUAUCAAAUGAAGCAACGGAAUGGAUAAGGGAGGGUCGUCUUGCCCUACCUCGUAUAUUAUUCGCUUUUCAGCGAAAUAUCAUUCGCAAUGAACUCGGCUAUGUGAAAAAGCGUGAAAUUUGCGAUAAAUUGGAGCAUAAUCUGGAAUCACAGAUAUAUUCUAUACUCAAAUGUUAUAGGCUUGUAGAACAGUCAAGUGGCGAUUCGCUAGGUUACGUUCCUGAGAACGACGCCUUCGUCAGUGUAAUGCAACCUGUGCUGGUGAAUGUUAACCCAUUAUCUGACAUUCUUCAAAUCGCUUUAGGAAAGGAAAUAGCUGAAGAUGGGGAUGAUAAAGCAGAAAAAACACCAACGUUCACAAGAUUUUUGCGUUCCCACAUCGAUUCUCUAAGAUCGGCUAAAUCAAAAAUUUAUGAGAUUCCCAAGUUGGAGCUGUGGGUGAAAUACGCACGUGCCUUGCUAGAUUUAAUCAAACCAGAUUCCGAAAUGUUAACAAGAAAGUUGCUCAAUCAAUAUGUCAAUAGGCAGUUGCAGUUUAUGAAAGUGAUCAAUGCCAAACACAUAAAGGAAGCGAUUGCUCGAUACACUGGAACGUCGACGUUUGGCAAGGGUAAAGCCAUAGCUGACCGUAAUCGAAGCCAAGUUGUGUUUACUAAAGCGGAGCAUGACGAGAAGGUUGCCAUGGCUAUCGCAUAUCUUGAUGCUGUUCUGAUUGGAGAUCGUGAAGAAGCUGUCGCUCAAGUUCGAUCCGCAUGUGACAAUCUUUGGCAAGGGGGAAUGCGUGGUUGCGAGCAAGUGUCAAUGACAGGCAACCGUUGCCAGUUAAAGGUUCAUCCCACCGUAGGUGAUGCCUCUGUUGAUCCAUCCGCGUGGGAAAUGCAUUCCAACGAUAUUACGUAUCUGUCGACAUGCUCAUGUGGUCGACGCCAAGCAGUACGCAGAGAUCCAUUUACUCUGAAGGAAGCCAACUAUGAUUUCUACUUCGAGAACAAAGUGUUUACUUGUUGUGCAGGAUUGGAAAAACACGUAUUUGCAGUAUUGGAGGACGACGAUACCGAUGCGGAAAAGGGAGUGUGGGAGGCCAACGACAACUGGGAUGAGGGUGAAGGUGGCGGUUCGAAUCCACUGUUUCCAGUGUCAGCAGCGAUGUCGAGAGAUCGACACCAUUCCGACGGCGACAAUCGUGCUGCAGAAGUGGAUGAAGAGGAGGGAACUGGUAGCGAUACUGGCGAAGAUACGGUGAGCAACGCUGAGCCUGAACCAAUUGAGAGCUCUUCUCAAUCUUCACAAGAUGACGAUGUUCACUAUCGCAAUACUCGUUCCUACCUGGACGAUGAAGCAGUUUCGUUUGUGAAGAACCCCCACACAAAACUGGACGAAGCUGCUAUUGCUUUCGAGGCUCGAUUGAAGAAAUUGAGGGCAAAAAAGAUUCCGUUCCUAGAAGGUGUGCCCCAUUCAUUAUCUCCGGCAUUGCCUCCUCUUUUCCCGUCAUGGACACUUACAUGCAUCGGCCCAAACAACUACUACACACAUUCUUAUGGUCUCCGUGAUCAACCGAAUUUGAAGUUAGGAGGCGAAUACCUCUACCCAGUCACUGUACAACUUGAGGUUGAUCCUGUGAUAUGGGACCGCGACAUGCAGUAUGUACAGGCGGUGGAAGGUGUUUCAAGUCGGGCCCCUCCUCGCAAAGCGCGACGACUGCCUGCAGAAAUCGAAAAGGUGAAGCUAUUUGUCGGAAUGGAGUACGAAUGCCCGCGUGGUCAUCGUUUCUUUGUGGCUGAGAAUGGGGAACCUCUUCGACUGCCGAAGAAUUCGAACGCUCGAACAGCCAUGAGCCGAGAAUCGGAUGACCAGUUUUUACGAUGCGAUUUUCCUCUGCGACGGCAAUGCACCUGCCGAAAAUUGCCCGUGCAAACCGCCCAAUUAAUGAGAGUUCACGUAGUGACACCAAAAGCGCCGAUUACUGUAACUAUCCAACCAGUUGUGGAGCUACCUGGUCAAGAGGGUCACUUUGGUACAGGAGAAGCGCCGUUGCAGCUUUCAUGGGCUAGGUACUACAUCUUACAACUACCGUUCAUUUAUUCUGGUCCAGCAGGUGUGUGGAUUCCACCAGUAGGGGUGGAGCGGGUCGGAACGUUCAAAGGAAAUGCAAUCCAAGUGAAAUAUGUACCGAUGUUGUCAAGGAGAUGA
Haemonchus placei is the source of this 2709-nucleotide messenger RNA. NCBI's taxonomy places the organism in Eukaryota, Metazoa, Nematoda, Chromadorea, Rhabditida, Trichostrongylidae. The record is from the annotation of a GenBank genome assembly.